AUGGGUUCCUGUAUGUCGGCGGGCAUCGAUCCCGGUGGGCACGGCGACAGUCGUGCUGUCAUUUUAGUUGCCAAACUUGUCGGCGACAAUGUUCCCGGCGAUUCCAUCAUUGAGAAUCUUCCUACAGAGAUGCUUCAGAAGAUCAUGAUGUCCAUGGACGCCGAGACACUUCUAGCCUUCAUCCGGACGUCCAAGAGAGUUCACCUAGCCUACCAGGGAGCCUCAAAUCUAAUUGCCUUGGGUUCUAGUGAGCAAAGCGUGGGCCCCGAGCUCCUUCCCAUCGCCGUCAACUGCUUCAUGGCCCGAGCACUCGACCUAUUCCCCAAGGCAACCAACCCCGGAAACAAGAACAUGGUUUUCUCCAUCGCCCACAGCUUCAUCAAGUCAUCAAUCAGCACCCAGGCCAUGACACGCAAACUGGGGCGUACCUACUUCAGUCUACAGCUGGCGCUACGCCUCCAGUCAUUCCACCAAGCAGUGGUCGAAGUCUUUGAUGACAUGUACCUUGACUCCCUGCGCAAGGACAGCUCUUCAUUCAUCGAGUAUACACUAGAGGAGAAGACAAGGGUCUUGAGGGCCCUGUACCUCUUUGAGCUUGUUCACCUGCUCCUUGUGCCCGUUGCUUCCUUCAAUGAUUGGCGGCUCCAGAAAGGCAUCAGCGCUGCCUUUUGGAAGAACUUUGCGCCCUGGGAUCACUCCCAGGUGCUCUACCUGGUCGAGGACUUUCUCAGUCAACGCGUGAUUAAGGGUUCGUAUACCUCUAAGGGCCCUCUUCUUUGCGUCUCAUUUUACUCACCAAUCAUUCAUGUAGCCUCCGAGCAUUAUAGUCAGCACUUCGCCGCAUUGGGCGAUCAGCUAUACCACAGGCUGUAUCCCAACUAUGGCCGCGGCGCUCCGCCUCCGACCCCUCUCUGGUGCCCUUGUCAUCAAGAACUAGUUUGUGAUUGGCACAGAGUUACGGGCACCAUUUGCCCCGUGGAGGCAAUGAUGGUUGUGUUUGUCAACGGCAUCCAGGGCACACUCGACAUGGAUUCCAGCGCCGACAAGUACAUUGAAGCCCGCGUCACCAUGGUCCGUGGAAGACGCCCAAUUCCCACCGCGCCGUUGCUCAUUACAUUACCUCUUGAAAUUUGGCCCGCUGUACCCUUGUGGGAUCAAGUCCUGGGUUCAUGCAACGACGUGUUCCAGGUCAUGGAGGGCGCACUUGCCAUAUCCCAGAUCUACGACUGCCAAGAUGAAUUGAUCUUCCUGCUGUGGACUGGAACCAUCAUUUCGAGUAGGUCGCUCCACUUUGGAAGUAUGAACAACAUUACCGGUCAAAUGGCUAAAUAUCCGAACGAUUUCCUCUUUCGGAGUCUACAUGUCAUAGAGAAGCACAUGGAGAGCCACGAUGUGAUGGAUCGUGUGCUGCUCACAUACAUGCAGAGACUGCAGAAGAAGGUGCUGGAGCAGCAGCAGCAGCAGCAGCAGUAG
This is a messenger RNA of Pestalotiopsis fici W106-1, 1473 nucleotides long. RefSeq lists its product as uncharacterized. NCBI's taxonomy places the organism in Eukaryota, Fungi, Ascomycota, Sordariomycetes, Amphisphaeriales, Sporocadaceae. Gene Ontology annotation, molecular function: protein binding. The record is from RefSeq and is a predicted model, not a curated record. The transcript has a single exon. The coding region runs from base 1 to 1473 and encodes 490 amino acids.